Messenger RNA from Poecilia reticulata (guppy), 970 nucleotides. Its product is annotated as heparin binding growth factor. NCBI's taxonomy places the organism in Eukaryota, Metazoa, Chordata, Actinopteri, Cyprinodontiformes, Poeciliidae. The record is from RefSeq and is a predicted model, not a curated record.
GCGCGUCUGUCGAGGAAAGCGGGUUUCCAUUUCAAACCUAAAUAGUCCGGAGGACGGGCUAACGUUUAUACUCGGUAGAACAUAUUUCGCGCUAAGCAGUAGAAAUUCAUGUAGCGCAGAAAUUGUUCUCUUUUUUUUGGCUGCGGGUUGUUUCCGUUGCUCUGAAUCCAAAGAAGAAGAAAGAAAAAAAUCGCCCGCUGCGUCUUCGCUCCAAUUUUUCCGCGCCUGAACCAUGCCGAGAACCAACAGGCAAAAGGAAUACAAACCUGGAGACCUGGUGUUUGCUAAAAUGAAGGGGUAUCCACACUGGCCUGCUAGGAUUGAUGAACUACCCGAAGGAGCUGUGAAGUCACCCUCAAACAAGUACCAGGUGUUCUUCUUUGGGACACAUGAGACGGCUUUUCUGGGGGCCAAGGAUCUUUUCCCAUAUGAGGAAUGCAAGGAGAAAUUUGGAAAGACCAACAAGAGGAAAGGCUUUGCUGAGGGACUCUGGGAAAUUGAGAACAACCCCACUGUCACUCACGAAGCCUACGAGUCGGCAAAGAACGAGAACUCAUCGGAAGCUACUGGAGACAUAGGCGGCUCAGAGAAGGCCAACACCGAGGGCAGCAGUGACGAAGAGGAGGGGACUCUGAUCAUCGACGAGAAGAACGAGAGGGGAGGGACUAAACGAAAAGCAGAGGAGUCCACAGAGGAAUCUCCCAAGCGGCCAAAGAUUACAGAGGAAGAAGGCGAAAAGCCCAACACAGAGGCCAAGCUCAAUGAUGUGGAAGGAACCAAGGCAACAGCGCCUUCCUCACAGAGCGAGUCGAAACCGGAAGGCCAGGAGAAAGCUCCAGCAGAGGCCCAGCUAACAGCAGAAAAGCCUGUAACAGACAGCGCUUAACGUCGACUCAGAAGAAAACCAACAACCCUCAAUUCUUCUCUCUGAAAUUCAAGGCUUCGAAAUAAACACCUGCAGAAGGCCAGA